Rasamsonia emersonii CBS 393.64 is the source of this 1857-nucleotide messenger RNA. Its product is annotated as Mis12-Mtw1 family protein. Gene Ontology annotation, cellular component: MIS12/MIND type complex. Gene Ontology annotation, biological process: cell division; mitotic sister chromatid segregation. The record is from RefSeq and is a predicted model, not a curated record. NCBI's taxonomy places the organism in Eukaryota, Fungi, Ascomycota, Eurotiomycetes, Eurotiales, Trichocomaceae. Bases 1 to 1857 code for a protein of 618 amino acids. The transcript has 4 exons.
AUGACCAUCGCGGUCCUCACACCUCCAACGACAAGGACCACGCGUCGUGAGCCUCUGAAAGCUAUUAAUAUGGCGGCGUCGCAGGCGCGGUCGCGCCAUGCGUCGUCGUCUGCAGCAAACACUGGGGGGAAAGGACGAGGCAGGCGGACGAGCGCACGCCUGAAUGCAAAAGAUGAUGGUGGUGAUGAGGGCAAGACUGUCAACAACACGACAGCAGCACAGGAACAAACCUCGCGGGCUGCUGAGAAGAAAAGAAAAGCAGCUUAUGACGAGGACGUUGAGGGUUUCCAAUUUAAAUUUGCAAGCUCAAAGAAACCAAAACCGUCAAGCGGAGAAGAAGUUUCCGUGCCGGAGCCCAUUGUGGAAGAACCUGUUCAGCAUCAGUCGCCUAAGAGAGGACGACCACCGAAAACGAAAUCGAACAAAGCGUCUGGCGGGGAGGAUGCAGGCGCAAAUGGAGCUGCGUCUGGGAAGCCAUCACGCGGACGUCCAAAAAGAGUCUCUACUGAACUGCAGACCGAGCCAGAGAUAAGUCAUCGUUCGACUCGGGCGCGGGAUGAGGAAAGCCCGUUUCCCAUGGAAAUGCCACGAAAGAAAGGCAGACCGAGCAAAUCAAAGGCAGUCGAUGCGAAUGGGUUUUUAUCACCCGAACCCACGCAGCCUGGAACGUCCAAGAUCGCGUUGCCAUUUGCGGAUACUCCUGUCAUUCGUCGAAAUAAGGAGAUGAGGGAGGAGCGAGCAGGAAAGGGUCAAAGACGGAGCAGUCUAGGAAUGAGGGGACGGCGAGCCAGUUCCCUGAUAGACUCGGGCGCGUCCAACGGUGGGGAAAUUCUUCCGCAGAAAUCUCCCAGCCCUGAAACUGAGCGGGGUGCUGAUGCUUUUCGUACAGCGGUACCUCAUAAGGAGGUAGACACUUCGGACUUUUACAAACACAUCGCAAGCGAGGGUCUAUCCGAGCCUCGACGGAUGAAAGUGUUAUUGACGUGGUGUGCGACACGGGCAAUGGGUGACAAACCAUCUGGGUCGCGGUCCGACGAUGACAGCGCCAGAUUGGCCGCCCGCGUCAUCCAGGAAGAGCUGCUUCAGGACUUUGCGAACAAGUCCGAACUCUCCGACUGGUUUUCACGAGAGGACGCAGAGCCUCCUGCUGUGGUUGUCAAGAAACCCAAUCCGAAGAACAUUCAGAAUGCCGAGAAGAUCAAAGAACUCGAGGAACAAAUACAACGAGCUGCUCUCAACGCCCUCCUACGACCUCCUUCAAUUCCACGCUACGAUACUUCAGGGUCGGGACCGACACCUCCAGAACAGCAGGCAGAGAAAACAGAGGCCCAGUCUUCGGCUGAGGCAGUACCGCAAGGUCCUGAAACCAUUGAUGCAUCCGUACUAGAUCCUUCGCAACAGUCACUUCUCGCGUCGAUCGGUCUUGACAAUCUCCGUAUAGAUGACAACCAGAAACAGGAGUCAUCUUCCCUUCCUUCCGCCACCACCACCGCCAAUCUACCACCUAUCUCACCGGCUGCAGUCUCCUCACGCCUGUCCCGCAUCACCACAUCAUUGGCACCGACCCUCGAUUCAUUUGCUUCUGGAAUCCACGACAUAGAAAUCUACCGAGCCGCAGCAGAUGACGUAUCUUCUCGGAUCUUACGUAUCUGCUCACAACGAUUGGAAGAACGGGAUGCCCGGAAUACACUGAGGACGUUGGAGAUUGAAGGAGAAAACCAAGACGACAGUGGUGGCGGAGGAGAAGGUUCUGGCACAGGUAACAACAAGAAUCGGUUACGAAUACGACAAGAGAGACAACGAAGGGAGGAUAUUGGCCUUGUUCUUGGUGCACUGAGCCGUGUCGAGCGGAGAUGA